This is a messenger RNA of Brassica rapa (field mustard), 711 nucleotides long. RefSeq lists its product as uncharacterized. NCBI's taxonomy places the organism in Eukaryota, Viridiplantae, Streptophyta, Magnoliopsida, Brassicales, Brassicaceae. The record is from RefSeq and is a predicted model, not a curated record.
AUGUUCGAUCUUAAUACAAGAAACUUUGAAGAGAUCAUUGGACGUCUAAAAGCAUAUGAAGAGAGGAUCCUUGAUGACGAAGAUGGUGAGGAAGAUCAAUCAAAGUUAAUGUAUGCAAACGAUGGACAAAGUAGCCAAGCAAACCGGAUAUCUCAAGAUCAAUCAAACCGUGGAUCACAAGAUAACCAAUACUACUAUGGAGAUUCUUAUCAAGGAAGAGAGCUUCUUCUCAAGCUACAGGAAACUCAGGAAUCCGAUAACACCGAUACACAAGAAGCUGACAAGCUCAUGAUGCAUGAGGUUGUAUUCCUAAACGAGAAGAACGUCCUACCUGAGAAGUAUGAAACAGGCACCGAAGGAGAAAACAUAUGGUAUCUUGAUAACUGCGCGAGCAACCACAUGAUUGGAGAUCAAAGAUAUUUCUCAAAGAUCGACAAUACUAUCACCGGAAAGGUAAGGUUUGGGGAUGACUCGAGGAUAGACAUCAAAGGCAAGGGAACAUUUGCAUUCACAGAUAUGAACGGAGAUGCAAGGAAGAUGACUGAUGUCUAUUUUAUUCCUGACCUCAAGAGUUAUAUUAUAAGUCUAGGUCGCGCGGGUUGUGACAUUAGGCUGAGAGGAGAAGAGUUAACAAUGCAUGAUCAGCGUGGAAAACUACUUGUGAAAGCAAAACGUUCAAAUAACAGGCUGUAUAGGUUUACAUGGGCAUAA